AUGGAAAAUCUGCCGUCAUUCUACAAUGAUAAAGAACAAAACGGCCGGGUUGCUGGAAUAAAUGCCGAAAGUGAAGGGGAAUUCGGUUACUCAGCAUACGAUGGACCAUUAUCGGAUAACAAACUAUGGAAUGCACCAUUAUGUAAAAACGGAAAACAACAAUCACCAAUCAAUAUCGAUGCAGUACUCUUUGGUAAUUCAGUCAUUAAUGCAACAUCGUUUGUCAACAAUCUUCAACACGGCUACAAAUUGAAUGUGCUCAAUGAGGGAGCAACAGUCAGAUACACCUCACCCGAUCAGUCAUUAUUUAACUUCAAAAUGAUUAGAAAUGGCGUCGAAUAUCGAUUGGAUAAUUUCCAUUUCCAUACUCCGUCGGAACAUCGUAUUAAUAAUCGUCAUUCUGACACUGAAGUUCAUUUCGUAUUCAAAACUGAUGAAAGUGAAAAUGCCGAUGUGGCAGUUGCUGCGUUCUUGUUGAAUGUGAGUGAUGAGCCUAACGCCACUUUUGAUCAAAUCUUAGUACCAGCUCUUGUUCCAAAGGAAAAAGAUGAAAGUCUAACAAUUUUUGGUCCUUCGCUUGGAGAGUUCUUUGAUAAGAAUUUUGAGAAUCACAAUGUACAUCAAUAUGUUGGAAGUCUAACGACUCCGGAAUGCGCAGAAGGAUUGAAAUGGCAUGUUAGCGGAGUUGUUCAACCUAUACUUCUUAAAAAUUUCUUGAAUUUGCGUAGUAUAAUGGGAUUUAACGCACGUCCAGUUCAAGCACGUCCAGAUUUUGCCGGUCAAGCUGUAGGUGCCAGUAACGGACAUAAACAUUAA
Molecule: messenger RNA, 816 nt
Organism: Ambispora gerdemannii
Lineage: Eukaryota; Fungi; Glomeromycota; Glomeromycetes; Archaeosporales; Ambisporaceae
Source: the annotation of a GenBank genome assembly